AUGAAAGCAUCAUUCUUCUUUUGUAUCAUUCUGGUGGCUUUAUCUUUUCUGAUUGCUUCCGGCAACAACACCAAUAAAGGAUCCCAAGCUUGUCGUCAAAAUGUCCUGAAGACCUGCACUUCCUCCACAAGAAGUUGCUCUCGUUUGGGAAAAGCCAACAUCUGUCAGGCUUUCAAGAACGACUGCAAACGACAACUAAGCAACUGUGACAACGUGAUGAUCUAUCGAAAGGUGGAUGCGGCUCACUGCCGAGGUUUUCUCAUCGAAGUGCCCCGACCUUGUAGAAGUGGAAAAUCCAGCAAGAUUGCUUAA
Drosophila ficusphila is the source of this 312-nucleotide messenger RNA. RefSeq lists its product as uncharacterized. The record is from RefSeq and is a predicted model, not a curated record. The coding region runs from base 1 to 312 and encodes 103 amino acids. Lineage: Eukaryota; Metazoa; Arthropoda; Insecta; Diptera; Drosophilidae. The transcript has 3 exons.